Messenger RNA from Mycena citricolor, 367 nucleotides. Lineage: Eukaryota; Fungi; Basidiomycota; Agaricomycetes; Agaricales; Mycenaceae. The record is from the annotation of a GenBank genome assembly.
GCACGGUCCCCGCCUGCAGUGGGUGGGAGUGGGGAAUACUAUCCCGCGCUUAACUGACCAAUUUACCCAUGAAGGGGAAGUUGUGUUCAGCUGAAAGGCAUCUUUUUGUGAUUGCUCCCCAUCACCACUGCUCAAUACUCUUCCCUCCAGAACCUAGACUUUGUGAUCGGCAAAUGUCCGUGUUGUGGUCGCACUGCUUUGUUUUGCCGAAAUGCCGGAACGUGACUUGUUUUGUUGGGAUGAUGAGUUUUACAAGACGGACAGGAUAGCAAUUUGCAUCAUGUACCUAUAGAUAAGUAGUGAUGUCAACGAAGAUUCGGCUGUCAUAUCCUGAUAGCACUUUCCAACGAGCGGUUGCGAGAACCCA